Molecule: messenger RNA, 1691 nt
Organism: Rhopalosiphum padi (bird cherry-oat aphid)
Lineage: Eukaryota; Metazoa; Arthropoda; Insecta; Hemiptera; Aphididae
Product: prolyl 4-hydroxylase subunit alpha-2-like
Exons: 10
Coding region: 66-1634 (522 amino acids)
Biological process (GO): peptidyl-proline hydroxylation to 4-hydroxy-L-proline
Cellular component (GO): endoplasmic reticulum
Molecular function (GO): procollagen-proline 4-dioxygenase activity; L-ascorbic acid binding; iron ion binding
Source: RefSeq, a predicted model, not a curated record
AAAAAUACUAAAUUCACUAGUUUAAAAUUGUUACAGUAGCAAUAUACAAGUAUUACUGUGAACAGAUGUUAAACAAUAUGCUUACAUAUUUAGCCAUUGUGUUUUCGUUAUUGAUGUUUGUAGAAGCUGAACAAAGAUGGCAUACAUCGCAAAUAGCAUUAACGAAACUAUAUGAUCUGCAAAACGAUCAUUUUAAUGUCUUCAAUAAAUACUUGGAUUUGGAGAUAAAACGUUUGGAAGAAUUAAAAGAUCAUGUAGCUGCGGUAUAUGAAUGGCGUGAUCAUAAAAAAACCAACAGGAACAUUUUACACAAUCAUUUGGAUGUUACUAAAUUGAUGAAACAAAUGCAUCAACAUGUUUUAAAAACUAAAGAUUUAAUAAAAAAUAAACUAUCUAUUGAAGCGUUAAGAGAAAUCGACGAGAACAAAGAUCUUAGUGGUAAUCAUGUAUUGUUGGCGCAUCGAGCAAUAAAGAGACUACAAAAAUUUUAUGCGAUUCCUACAUCAGACAUGUCUGAAGGUAGAUUUAAUAAUAAAAUUAUCGGUGAUAAAAUGGAUGCAUGUGAAUGUUACGUCAUGGCGAAGUAUUGUUCAGAGGAAAACGAUAUGUAUGGCGUCAUAGAUUGGGCUGUUGAAGCAUAUUAUAAAUGGAAGAGUGAUGGUCAACCAGAAUGUGUUGAUCCCGAAAUUUUAAAUUUCUACAUAAUGUCAUCAUCAGUAUUUACAGGAUUUAACUUCAUGAAUUUAAUACCAUUAAAUGAAUCAAGCAAUUUUCAAGAAGACACUGACAAAUUUUUGCGGUAUUAUCACCUUAUAAAAAAUGAAUUAUUUGAAUUGAAUAAGGAGAGAGCGUUGGGUGCAUUUGAAGUGUAUAAUAAUUUGGAAGCACAAUCAUUUAGUCAAGAAUUUAGACAUUUGUGUAAACAUGGGGUAUCACAAAUAAUAACAAAACACUUAAAAUGCAGAUACCAAACAAAAAAUUCCUUUUAUCGAAUGCUGAUGCCUUUUAAAGAAGAAGAUAUUUGGAGCGAGCCACUUAUUAAAAUAUAUCAUGAUGUAUUAUAUGAAAACGAAAUUUCGAGAAUUAAAACUAUGGCUUCGGAAAACAUGAUAGAUGCAGAAAUCCAAUCAGCUGCCACUGCUAAAAUAGUAGAAGAAAAAAGUCGAUUAGGUCAAGUCUACUGGAUAAAUGACAACGAUGCUGUUGAAUAUUUUCAUUCAUUAAGUAAUCGUAUAGAAACUUUUACCGGAUUUACUUCACAGACAGCUGAACUAUAUCAAAUAGUUAAUUAUGGUUUAGGUGGUCAUUAUUUACCACAUUAUGAUCCGUUUCAAAAAGGCACUGAAAAUGAAAAUUUUGGUAACAGAUUAGUAACCGUAUUAUUUUAUUUGACUGAUGUUCAAAAUGAAGGAUAUACGUCAUUUCCUAAGCUAAAUAUUAUUGCUCCUACUGAAAAAGGAUCUGCGUUGGUUUGGCAUAAUUUAAAUAUGUUUGAUGGAAAAAUAAACCAUGACACAAUUCAUGGGUCAUGUCCUAUAUUAAAAGGAAAUAAAUGGAUUAUGACUAAAUGGCUGUACGAAGAAGGACAACAUUUGCCUUAUGAUUGGAGAAAAAAAGAAAGCGCGUUCGAAUAAUAUACAAUGAAAUAACAAAUAUUUGUAGAUUUAUCAAUAAAGGUUUCUUAUAAAUAA